Sesamum indicum (sesame) is the source of this 2669-nucleotide messenger RNA. Its product is annotated as calmodulin-binding protein 60 B. The record is from RefSeq and is a predicted model, not a curated record. Gene Ontology annotation, biological process: regulation of salicylic acid biosynthetic process. Lineage: Eukaryota; Viridiplantae; Streptophyta; Magnoliopsida; Lamiales; Pedaliaceae. Gene Ontology annotation, molecular function: calmodulin binding; sequence-specific DNA binding; DNA-binding transcription factor activity. Gene Ontology annotation, cellular component: nucleus.
ACGAGUCCACCCACCCCACCUCCAGCCUGAACCCCAUCCAAAAAUCGAUAGCCCAGAAUUUAGAGUUUGUGCGAAAGUGUAUAUAAAAUCAGCAAAAUCACUGCUAUCAAACACUAUAUCAGUAAGCGAAAAAGCAGAAAGCAAAAUCCAUAAAGAUCUCCAACUCUUCUUCUUUACUUUUGUUCUUUGACACUCGGGCUUUAGUCGCCGUCAUCAUCCAUCCGAAGUCUGCACGAACCACUUCUUUCUCUCAACCUUCCGCACACACGUAAUCACGAAGAAAAUCGUUCAUUGAAUCUGAGCCCUGAGGAAUAGCCGCAGCGGAGUUUGUUUUUCACCUCAACUCAGUUUAAAUGCAGACUAGGUACAUGGAGAGAACAAACUCAAUGAAAGGUAGAGGGAAGCGGAGCUUGGAGGGCGGUGGUGAUGAAGAGCAGGAGUCAGAAAGAAAAAGACCUGCUUUAGCUAGUGUUAUUGUGGAAGCUCUAAAGGUGGAUAGCCUCCAGAAGCUUUGCUCAUCUUUGGAACCAAUACUUCGAAGAGUGGUUAGUGAAGAAGUUGAACGAGCUUUGGCUAAGCUGGGCCCUGCCAGACUCAACGGAAGGUCAUCGCCUAAACGACUCGAAGGUCCAGAUGGGAGAAACUUGCAGCUUCACUUUAAAUCCAGGCUUUCUCUUCCGCUGUUCACAGGAGGGAAAGUAGAGGGAGAGCAGGGUGCUGCUAUUCAUGUUGUGCUAAUAGAUGCUAACACAGGUCAUGUUGUGACUUCUGGACCUGAAUCUUCUAUGAAGCUGGACGUUAUUGUCUUGGAAGGUGACUUCAACAAUGAGGAUGAGGAAGGUUGGAGUCAGGAAGAGUUUGAAAGCCAUGUUGUGAAAGAACGUGAAGGAAAGAGACCUCUUUUGACUGGGGACUUACAAGUCACACUAAAGGAAGGUGUUGGAACUCUAGGAGAUCUCACAUUUACAGAUAAUUCCAGCUGGAUAAGGAGCAGGAAGUUCAGACUUGGUUUGAAAGUUGCAUCAGGAUUUUGUGAGGGCGUGCGCAUACGGGAAGCAAAGACUGAAGCUUUUACCGUCAAAGAUCACAGAGGGGAAUUGUACAAGAAACAUUAUCCACCUGCCUUGAAUGAUGAAGUAUGGAGAUUGGAGAAAAUAGGGAAGGAUGGAUCAUUCCACAAGCGGCUUAACAAUGCAGGGAUAUUUACAGUGGAGGACUUCCUGCGGCUUGUGGUCAGGGAUUCCCAAAAGCUGAGGACUAUCCUUGGAAGUGGUAUGUCGAAUAAGAUGUGGGAGGCCCUCAUAGAGCACGCCAAGACUUGUGUCCUGAGUGGGAAGCUUUAUGUAUAUUACCCUGACGAUACUAGAAAUAUGGGUGUCGUCUUUAACAAUAUCUAUGAGCUAAGUGGCCUCAUAGCUAAUGAUCAGUAUUAUCCAGCAGAUUCUCUUUCUGAGAGCCAGAAGGUAUAUGUGGAUGCCUGGGUGAAGAAAGCAUAUGAUAAUUGGAAUCAAGUUGUGGAGUAUGAUGGGAAAUCACUGUUAAAUUUCAAGCAAACUAAGAAGUCAAGCGCUCUUCCUCUUGGGCCAGUCAAUUAUUCACAUUCAGUAGAAAGUCAGCUUCCACCACAGAGAUUGCCAGUAUCAGUUCCUUCCGAGCCUUCAUCAAUUGAUCAGAGCAUGCUAAUUGGCGGUUUGGGUUAUAAUGACAACAUGACUGCCAGAUACUCCACCCAGUCUCAGCUUAUAAAUUCGAGUUCACGCACCCAGUUUGAACCCGCCAGUUUUACUCAGCAUGACCAACAGGUCAACCAGCCCAACCAAAUUGAUAGUGCUCCGUAUGAUAGUAGGGUUGGCCUUGCCCUUGGUCCCCCUCAAUCAUCAUCAUCAUCCUCCUUCCAAGCAAGCAAUGCAUCUCUUCAGCAAGCCAGCCUUAAUCCUUUUGAAGACUGGUCCACUAACCGGGAUAAGGGCGUAGAUGACUUCUUGUCAGAGGAGGAAAUUCGUAUGAGAAGUCAUGAAAUGCUUGAGAAUGAAGAUAUGCAGCACUUGCUUAGGCUUUUCAGCAUGGGAGGCCAUGCCUCUGUUAAUGUGCCUGAAGAUGGGUACAACUUCCCUUCGUACAUGCCGUCUCCGUCUCCUGGUUUCAGUUAUGGUGAGGAUCGAACCCGGUCUGGGAAGGCUGUUGCAGGUUGGCUUAAGAUUAAGGCUGCAAUGAGGUGGGGCAUCUUUAUCAGGAAGAAAGCUGCUGAAAGAAGGGCUCGCAUUGUGGAGUUGGAGGAUGAAUAAAUAUUGUUCAGAAAAUAGAGUUCAGCAUUGUUAACUACCACAUUUGACAACUUCUGAAACUCUUGUUCAGUGCCAGUAGGACUCAGAGCUGCAUGAGAAUAUAUGUAUUCUCAGGAGUCUUGAAGACCUUUAUUGCAUGUUUCAAAAUUCAAUCAUUUCAUGUACAGUCACCCUGUACUGUAAGUUGCUUGCUUAUAAGACGCCAUAUCAACUUGGUUGUUGCUUACUUUCUGUGUAUGUAUGGUGAGCAUGUAUUGAUCUAAAAUGAUGACUUUGAAUUGCUUUUCGUUUCUGUAGGAUUUCCAUGUCUAAUUAUGAUAAUUUCUUCCAAGUUUCGUGUAUUCUGAAUCUGAUUAUAACUUAUUGUUCUAUUGUAUUGGUCUC